Silurus meridionalis is the source of this 1138-nucleotide messenger RNA. The record is from the annotation of a RefSeq genome assembly. NCBI's taxonomy places the organism in Eukaryota, Metazoa, Chordata, Actinopteri, Siluriformes, Siluridae.
AUGGUAACCCGAAAAACCCAUCCCCUAUUUAAAAUUAUUAACAACGCACUAAUUGACUUACCAGCCCCCUCUAAUAUCUCCGCAUGAUGAAACUUUGGCUCCCUACUACUACUGUGUCUUAUGAUACAAAUUCUUACAGGACUAUUUUUAGCCAUACACUACACCUCAGAUAUCUCAACCGCCUUCUCCUCCGUAGCCCAUAUCUGCCGAGACGUAAACUACGGCUGACUCAUCCGUAACAUUCAUGCCAACGGAGCCUCUUUCUUUUUCAUCUGCCUCUACCUACACGUAGGACGAGGCCUUUAUUAUGGGUCCUACCUCUAUAAAGAAACCUGAAACAUUGGCGUAGUAUUAUUACUACUAGUUAUAAUAACAGCCUUUGUCGGAUAUGUACUACCCUGAGGACAAAUAUCCUUCUGAGGCGCUACAGUAAUUACAAAUUUACUAUCCGCCGUACCAUACAUAGGAGAUGCCCUAGUACAAUGAAUCUGAGGAGGCUUUUCUGUAGACAACGCAACCCUCACACGAUUCUUCGCAUUCCACUUCAUCCUACCAUUCGCCAUUGUAGCCGCCACACUUCUCCACGCCCUCUUUCUACAUGAAACAGGCUCAAAUAACCCAACAGGCCUAAACUCUGACACAGACAAAAUUUCCUUCCACCCAUAUUUCUCAUAUAAAGACCUCUUAGGCUUUAUUAUUUUACUUACAGCCCUCACGGCCCUAGCAUUAUUCUCCCCAAACCUUUUAGGAGACCCCGAAAACUUUACACCAGCCAACCCCCUAGUGACUCCUCCCCACAUCAAGCCAGAGUGAUACUUCCUAUUUGCAUACGCUAUCCUACGCUCAAUCCCAAACAAACUAGGAGGGGUCUUAGCACUACUACUAUCCAUCCUAGUACUAAUAAUUGUUCCCCUGCUACACACCUCCAAACAACAAGGACUUACCUUCCGCCCACUAGCCCAGCUCCUAUUCUGAGCCUUAGUAGCAGACGUCCUAAUCCUAACCUGAAUCGGAGGGAUACCAGUUGAACAUCCCUUCGUCAUUAUUGGACAAGUCGCCUCUAUCUUAUACUUCUCACUAUUCCUUAUUCUCAACCCCCUGGCAGGCCUGCUAGAGAAUAAAUACAUAAACUUUAACU